This is a messenger RNA of Coprinopsis cinerea okayama7#130, 3018 nucleotides long. RefSeq lists its product as hypothetical. Gene Ontology annotation, biological process: proteolysis. The record is from RefSeq and is a predicted model, not a curated record. The transcript is spliced from 7 exons. The coding region runs from base 1 to 3018 and encodes 1005 amino acids. NCBI's taxonomy places the organism in Eukaryota, Fungi, Basidiomycota, Agaricomycetes, Agaricales, Psathyrellaceae. Gene Ontology annotation, molecular function: metalloexopeptidase activity.
AUGGCGAAAGAAACGACAGCCCGCUCGAUUCUCGGUUACCAGACCCUACCAACGACGGCGCUCAUAGCGCUCAUCUAUGUGGUCGCAUUCUUCUCGGUUCUCGUCUCAGACCAACUACCCUCGAUUCCCCACCCAGGAAGCAAGAAACUGAAGGGAUUUGACCUAGAUCUAGCUAGAAGGGACCUGGAGCAUAUUGCUGCUCGACCACACCCAUACAAUUCCCAUGCGAAUGAUGCUGUUCGCGAAUACCUUUUGAACCGGUUGGACGACAUCGCCUGGGGGAAAGACCACGUCCACCUCGACAACGACCUCAGGAGCAACGGAUCUUGGGCGUCACCCAAGUACGGCGUUUACUUCGAAGGAACCAACCUUCUCGUCAAAAUCGACGGUACCGACGACGACCCUCAUACCCAGAUACCCAGGGGCGUUGCAGAUGGCGUGUUGUUCUCAGCACACUACGACUCGGUGUCUACCGCAGCUGGGGCCACCGAUGACGGCAUGGGAGUGGUCACUCUGCUGCAAUUGAUCCAGUACUUUGCAGAGAACCGACAACGCAAGACUGCUAUCUUCAAUAUCAACAAUGGCGAGGAGGACUGGCUGAACGGAGCUCAUGCGUUCCUCCAACACCCAUGGGCAAACCUGACGUCGACCUUCUUGAACCUUGAGGGAGCAGCAUCCGGCGGACGACCUAUUCUAUUCCGAUCCACCUCGUUGAAGCCGGUCAAGGCCUACGACGAUGUACCACACAAACUGCGUGUUCGCCACCCCCACGCGAACGUAAUCUUCUCAGAUGCUUUUGCACGAGGCUUCGUUCGGUCUGGCACGGACUAUUCAGUCUAUACAGGUAUAGAUAGGCAUGGUCCAGCUGCGGAAGGGGGACUACUGAGGGAAGGACUUGAUAUCGCAUUCUACAAGGGCAGGAGUCGCUAUCAUACCCGCUGGGAUGCACCCGCAUACACAGAGGGAGGCGAGAGAAGUCUUUGGUCUAUGAUUGACGUUGCCAGAGGUGUUGGCGUUGGGUUGUUGAAUCCAGAAGACUCUGCGAAACAGAAAAGCAAGCCUGGAGUUUAUUUCGACCGCCCGGUCGUUCUGGCACUCCUUUGGGCUAUUGGAGCGGUGCUGAAGCAUAACGCUGGAUCUCCACCACCCCCACCAAAACCCACUGUUCCGCAUUCUGCGAACAACGCAAGUGCUGGCACCGGUCGUCCCGGAGCAUCUACCCGUCAACCCACCCGCUCAUUUGGAUCGAACGAAGACGCCAACUCUGAGCGCGGCAUUCUGGCCCGAAUCAAGAGCGUCUCCGUUAAGAACGUGCUGAUUACAGUGUGGAAGCAAGCAAGCUUCUGGAUCGCCUUGAUCGUCACUGUCGGUCUCCAGGCUCUCUUGGCUUGGGGAUAUGUUGCAAUCAACCCUUUUACCAUCUAUUCUCGGCCUUAUUUCGUCCUGCUCUCUUUCUUCGCGCUCAGCUUCUUUUCCAUGACACUUGUCCUCCAAGCGGCAUUCCCAUCUUCGCCUGUCAAGCAUGCCAUUGAAGUCCGCGAACAGGAGAAGACCACCAUUCUGCUCCAUCUGCACCUACUCUCGUGGAUCGCCCUCCUUCUGUCGACCAUCCUCAUCGGCAAAUCCCAAGUCGGGUCUUUCUACGUCGUUACUGUCUGGUACCUUGGCAUUUGGGCAGCGACUGUCAUUGGGACUUUGCAACCUAUCCUCGUGUCUAAGCGAGCGGAUGACAAGGGGAAGAGGCGUGCUCGACGCUCCAGGUCUGCUUCGACCAGUAGCAGCAGCAGUAGCAGUAGCAGCAGCAGUAGCGGAAGUGACACGGAGACGGAACGACCCUCUACCCAACCCGCAAGCGAGCGAACACCGUUGUUGUUUGGAAGAGCGAAUGGUGCUUCGAACCGCCGCAAGACCAAUUCUAAGUCGAAGGAGGACGGAGCCAUUGGGUGGUGGAUCGCUCAGGUUCUCUUGACCGUGCCGCCGGUAGUGAUGUUGGUUGGUCAAAUCACAAGCAUUGUUUUGGAAGCGAUGAAUCAAACUUUAACUGACGGCAACAGUGCCUGGAGUAUCUAUCUCCUGACGGCCCUUCUCGCUACCAUGCUCGUUCUCCCCGUUGCUCCCUUCAGCCCCAAAUUGCACCGUGGUCUCAUCUUCCUCUCUGCGGCGGUCUUUGUUGGUUUCACAAUCUACCUCUGGGUAGUCUUCCCCUUCACCCGACAAGACCCCUUCAAAGUUUUCUUCCAGCAGACAGUCUCUUUGGAUCGAGAGGACGUAUUCCCUAUGAACGCCACCGGCAACGCAGUCACUACCCACGGACCCAAGAUCGUCACCGAGCUCACGGGCAAUCCUGCCUACCUCAGACGCGUCCUCCCUUACCUCCCAUCUUCCCGAGAGGAGGACAUCACCUGCAGCCCCCACGAAGUCCGAACAGGCCUCGAAACCUGUCGAUGGAAGAGCAACCGCCUCGCUCCAUUCCCAGGUGGCAAAGAUCCCUGGAGCACCUGGGACUCGGAUGCCCAACGUACCACCACCGACGUGUCCUUCUUCAAAGCGGACGUCACACGCACCGCUUGGGCCUCCGCGCGCUUCAUCGUCCAGGGCCGCAACACACGCAACUGCCGCCUCUACUUUGACCCGCCCGAAAAAUCCGGUGUUCGAGUUGUGCGGUACGUCGUUCACGGCGGAGCGAAGGGUAUGCAACCUGGGUACCCGGUUGACCUCGUCAACGGGGUGCAGGAGAUCAGGUUGUGGAGUCGGACAUGGGGCAAGGCUUGGGAGGUCGAUGUUGAUUGGGAGACGCCUUUGGGCACUGGGGAGGACGAGGGGCAGCUUGCGGGACGCAUUGCGUGCGAGUGGGUGGAGUACCAGAGUGCGAUGGUUGAUAAUGGCUCGUUUGGUCCGGAUAGGCAGCCCAAGAUUCCGGCACUCGAGGAGGCGCUGACGUUCCUCCCCGAAUGGGUCGCUGUGUCCAAGGCUGCGGAUGGAUUGGUCGAGGCUUCUGCUCCUUUCACCGUUGUUUAA